Molecule: messenger RNA, 1479 nt
Organism: Penicillium crustosum
Lineage: Eukaryota; Fungi; Ascomycota; Eurotiomycetes; Eurotiales; Aspergillaceae
Product: Zn(II)2Cys6 transcription factor
Exons: 3
Coding region: 1-1479 (492 amino acids)
Biological process (GO): positive regulation of transcription by RNA polymerase II
Cellular component (GO): nucleus
Molecular function (GO): zinc ion binding; transcription cis-regulatory region binding; DNA-binding transcription factor activity, RNA polymerase II-specific
Source: RefSeq, a predicted model, not a curated record
AUGCCUCGAAGCGACAAGUUUUCACGGUCACGGACUGGAUGUCUACAAUGUCGAAAAAAGCACAAUAAAUGUGACGAACAACAGCCAAUUUGCUCAUUUUGUGCUUCACGGGAUUUGGACUGUCAAUAUUCAUCGGGUAUCAAAUGGGUUCGACCGAAAGAGCCAAUUCCGACAAGACAUAAGCCUCGCGGCAAAGACACCCGUCGAGCAAUCGAACAAAACAUACUAGGUCGACCUUCGGCACUUUUCGCACGGACAUGUUUUGAGUCCGCGGAAGACAAAUCUGCCUGGGAGUAUUACAUAAGCCUCGUUUCAUCCAAUGUCCCCGCUGUAGAUGGCCCGGACAACCCCUACCGGCAGGUCUCCAUCCCAGCCCUAUCAUCACCAAUUCUUCUCGAGACUAUUGUCUGUAUAUCGACAGAACAUAUGCUCAAUUUCGGAUUAGCCAGCAUUGAUCUCGCUGCCAAGCGCCAGCAGAGAAUGCUCAGAACGCUCGGACAAAACCUGCUCAGUAUCGACGACAAGGCCGCCUGCGGUGCAGGUACAGUCGUAUCCAGAAACAAACACGAGCGAGAAGCGCUCCUUACAGCCGUUGUUCUUCAGGGGAUCGUCGUCGCACAGUCAGCAGAUGGCGUACUGGAGCCCCACGUCAAGUGCGCCUCUUGGCUCAUGGAAGCAGUAGGCUACUACGACAAGAUACCACAAAAUCCCAUCGCACGCAUGACGGUACAACGCUUCGGCAUGGUCGAUGUAAUGCUAGCCAUCUCACGACAGCGAAGGCCAUACGCACCGCAGAACUUCAUACUCAACCAACCCGACCAGCAGCGCUGGGACACCACCGAGCCCUCCUUCCACAAGAUGACAGGAUGCCCACAGCCACUGAUGUGCUUCCUAGUACGAAUAGCGCAUCUAGCCUGCGACGUGAGCGAUGGGCUCGAAACAAAUAUAGGCGAAGGCGCCAUUCUCAACGAAGCAUUCCAACUCGAGACCGAGCUUCGCGCCUGGGGAUCCGGAUAUAAUGGAAUCCCACCGGCACAAUGUGAGCGCACGCCUCUGGAUAUUCUUACCGAGUGCUUUUACUGGACUGCUCAUUUGCUGCUUGCCCGUCGGGUGUUUCGAGACCAGACGUGCUCGCCACGCGUGCAGCAUUUAGUGCAUGUGUGUUUUGGGCUGAUGGAUCAUCUGUCAACGGGUUGUGGGCCCGAUUCGUCGCUGCCUCAGCCGUUUUACAUUGCCGCGAGGGAGGCUAUAUCCCCUGAAGAUCGUGUGUGGGUUCGACAGAAGCAUGAGUCUAUGACAGCUUAUUAUCGGGAACAACAGCGGAACUCGGCAAUGGAGCUGAUUGAACAGAUCUGGGAAGCUACGGAUAAGCUACGGGAGUUGGGUAAUGGUUCCGGUUGGCCAACGGGGAUUAAAUUGUCAAUUGUGGAUAGUUACGUGCAAGCGCUUGAUAGAGGGGCUUGUUUCUUCAUCUUCUGA